Molecule: messenger RNA, 4911 nt
Organism: Mycetomoellerius zeteki
Lineage: Eukaryota; Metazoa; Arthropoda; Insecta; Hymenoptera; Formicidae
Product: membrane-associated guanylate kinase, WW and PDZ domain-containing protein 1
Exons: 12
Coding region: 600-3740 (1046 amino acids)
Biological process (GO): signal transduction
Cellular component (GO): cytoplasm
Molecular function (GO): protein binding
Source: RefSeq, a predicted model, not a curated record
UCGGAAUUAUUCCGUUUUCCCCAGAAAACAAUAGAAAUCUAAGGAAUAAUUGAAUAAUUCCGAUCGGAAUCCAUUCCGACUUUGUUCCACGAUAGGUACCCUGAUCUCCUUUCGAACUUCCCGCAAUCGCGCGGUCACGUGACUCGGGGCGCGCACGUGACGCAAGCGCAGAUGCGGCUGUGGCGGCGGCGGCGGCGGCGACGUACGGCGGUCGGUUAAAUGUCUCGUACGCACGUACGCGGUACGGUACGAGACUGUACGAGACGGCGAGCGGCGGGUGCGCUGGGUGAUGUAGCGUAGUCUGACGUAGUCUCGGGUUGUCGAUGCUGUGCGAAGCGUGCACGUAACGUUCUCCCUCUCUCUGUUCGCUUCACGGAGCGAGUGCGCUAUCGUUCCGACGUGACGGUGCGAUGAUCGUUUCCGCGGUCCACGACGAGUGAUUCAGUGCCCCGCGACGGCCACUCCGACACGGAUAUCACUUGGCCACACCACCGCUUGGAACCAUGACGGUUACGCGUGCUACCGAACGCGUCAUCGUGCAGGAAACGCAGCUUAUAUUCUUCUUAUCAGGUUUUUGAGACGAACCUAAGGACUCUGAGAUGGCCGCGAAAACGGACGACACGGCGUCUAUCGACAAUCCCAACGAUGGAGAGAGUCUAGACAAAGAGAUAUUAACAAUUGGUGGAAACGAUGGAGGAAGGAUUCCACCGACGUAUCUGUACAAUACGGGAUCAGAGCAGAGCACAGGAAUCUCGGACCAGGAACAAGCCGCUCGAAAUCGUACUCCAGCCACGGAGGAUCAAUUAGGUCCAUUACCACCUAAUUGGGAGAAGGCGUAUACGGACACGGGAGAAGUUUAUUUCAUAGACCACAAUACAGGCACGUCUCACUGGCUAGACCCGCGUCUGUCGAAAUUUCAAAAAAGGUCUCUGGAAGAAUGCCUUGAUGAUGAGUUACCCUACGGUUGGGAGAAAAUCGACGAUACUCUGUACGGGACGUACUUCAUCGAUCAUGUGAAUCGUAGGACUCAAUAUGAAAAUCCGGUGUUGCAAGCGAAAAGAGCGCAACAGAACAUGCUCGAGAGGAAGAGUCCUAACUUCACCAGAAAUCCCGACAAACUGAAGGGUCAGAGGAUACGAACUACCUUGAUAAAGAGUUCGCGGGGCCUGGGAUUCACCAUUGUCGGCGGUGACGAUACCGUGGAAGAAUUCCUCCAAAUUAAAAGUGUCGUGCCAAAUGGUCCAGCAUGGCUGGAUGGGAAGCUACAAACUGGGGACGUGUUAGUAUACGUUAAUGAUACCUGCGUGUUGGGAUUCACGCAUAAUGAGAUGGUAAAUGUAUUCAAGUCAAUUGGUAGUGGCGAGACGGUAUCUUUGGAGGUGUGUCGAGGUUACCCAUUGCCUUUCGAUCCUAAUGAUCCUAAUACAGAGGUUGUGACCACGAUCGCCGUCAACGCACCAGAAGAUCCCGCAAUGUACAUGGAUUUGAACUCGUCUCUCCCAGACAACGGACGUUUCAAUUUUCUCGAUUCCACGUUCUUGCCAGUGCAUAGCCUGCAAAACGGUGAGAAUCUCGCCACGACGUCCGUCAAUUCAAUGCCCGAUCUCUGUAUUUCGGACAAAAUCAACACGAUAAAAAGACCGAGUAGCACGGAUAUUUUGCUGUCGGAAAGCAGCGAUCUAAACGAUUGUAAGGAUCCGUCGGUGUCUUCCAAGCCAGAGUUUCUGAGCAUCGCUAUUGUAAAGGGAGCUAUGGGAUUCGGGUUUACGAUAGCGGAUUCUGCUCACGGCCAGAAAGUCAAGAAGAUUCUGGAUCGUCAGCGUUGUAAGAAUUUAAUGGAGGGCGAUAUUCUGGUCAACAUAAACGACAUCAACGUUAGAAACAUGUGCCACUCGGAGGUAGUGCAAGUGCUGAAAGAUUGCCCGCGCAGCGAGGAAGCGUUGAUACAUGUUCAGCGAACGACAACAAAGUCGAAAGAGAAAAAGGAGAAGAGCGCGCAAGACUUUUUCAGAAGUAAAACGCCCACCGCAGAUAUCUACAGCACUCAGUCGAAAACGGUAAUACCCAGCAGACCGAAAACACCGUUGAUCGACACAAGAAAUCGUCCCAAGUCACCAAUCAGCGCGAGCAGACCGAACUGGAACGAAGUGCAAGGCGAAAAUGAAUUGAAUCCACUGGAUAAUCAUUACAAGUACUCCGACUAUUCACACGGGAUGUACUACUCGGAUCCGUACAAAGCUAAUAUCACAGCCAACCUGUCGGACAAUUUCGCGGCGAUGAAUCUCGACGACGAUUCCAUCAGGAACGUUCCGAAGCGUGAUUGGGUGGCAAACGAUAAGUUGAAUAUCAAUAACGACAUGUAUUCUAUCGAUAUCUCGCAUCAUAAUAAUAUGCUCAAACAAAAUGGAUACAUGCACUCCGACUACUAUAAGGAUGUUUAUCCAGUUCAAUCGCAUUCCCAGUACAAUGAGGAUUAUACUAUGUAUUCCAUUGGACAAGAGCAGAAUGUUGACACUGGCGAGAUCUGGGAUAAGCGGAAAGAGACCACCAGCUUCGAACAUGAACAACCACAUUCCAGUUCUAUAUCUCGAUAUCCUCAAUACACGAACGAAUUGGUUUGUCCAAUGGUGCCCGAUAUAGAAUGGAUAGAAACUUUAGUGACUUUAGUGAGACAAGAUACAGGAUUUGGAUUUAGAAUAGUAGGUGGUACGGAAGAAGGAUCUCAGCAGGUUUCGGUCGGUCAUAUCGUUCCUGGUGGAGCGGCCGAUCUUGAUAACAGACUCAGUACUGGCGAUUUGAUCAUGUCCGUCGAUGGAGAGAGCGUCAUGAAUUCUUCGCAUCAUCAUGUAGUGCAACUAAUGAUAGCGGCAGCGCAAAACGGCCGAGUGACUCUGGGAAUACGACGUCGAAUCAAUACACAGGAGCACCUUCAAGAGAAUCUCCAGUCAUCUUACGGCCGACAGAUGAAUCUUCAAUAUCCGUACGAUGUUACUGUCACUCGAAUGGAAAACGAAGGAUUUGGUUUUGUGAUAAUCUCCUCCGUCAAUAAAGCCGGCUCCACGAUCGGCAGGAUAAUCGAAGGCUCGCCUGCUGAAAGAUGCGGAAGAUUAAACGUUGGAGAUCAUAUUCUCGCUGUCAAUCAUAUAGAUAUCACGAACGUUUGCCAUAAGGAUAUCGUCAAUUUGAUUAAAGAUUCUGGUUAUUCCGUUACAUUGACGAUCGGAUAUCCAUUAGACGAUUGUUGUAGCAAUACAUCUCUUUCUCAAAAGGACGAGCCUACAGGAGAUGGAGAUGGCGGUCAAUACCAUGCUGUAGAAUUAACUCGAGGCACUCGAGGUUUUGGCUUCAGCAUACGUGGUGGCCGUGAAUUUCAAAACAUGCCAUUAUUCGUCUUGCAAAUCGCAGAUAAUGGUCCAGCGUCUAUUGACAACCGACUUAGAAUUGGCGAUCAGAUAAUCGAAAUAAACGGUAUUAAUACCAAAAAUAUGACGCAUACAGAAGCGAUUGAAAUUAUACGUAACGGUGGACCAUCUGUCCGUCUGUUAGUACGACGUGGUUGCCAGAUGCCUUCAGUGAGUAAUCUCACAAUCGACCAAAUAAGUAUUCGACCGAACCACGAGGGCACCCCGUGCAGGCAUUUAUCGAAAUUACCCGAGAGGGGUGUGCCCUGCAAAAAACGUCAAAAAGUUCGAUUUUCCAUUUCAUUGAACUGCUGCUCAUCCAAAAACAGAUAUUUGUAAUAGGCGCUUUCAACGAGACGCUUUUUCACACUUUUCAGAUGAUAUGAGAUAUAAGCUAAGAUUUCAUAAGAUUAAGAUUUGUGUUUUUUUUAACGGAUAGAGCAAUUUUCACGGCAUUUAUGAAAUGCAUUUAAUCGUAGACUUCCUGUUUCCUCUUUUUUACCUUUGAACGAAAGCAAAUUGUUAAUUCAUACAAAUAGCGAAUAAUGUGAAUCAUAAAUGACUUAUAGUAACAUAUGUGAAAGUACAUAUGUGGAAAAUAGCGUAAUAUAAUGCGUCACAAGAGUGUAAAAUUACAGACACUAUCUAUUUGCUGACGCAAGCAGUAUCGAUACAUACAAAGAAUCUCAGAAUUCGAUAUCUUAUAUCACGUAGAGAUGAUACAGAGACAGCUGUAUAUUCAUACGCUGUAAAGUGAUAUUGUAGACUGGCGAAUAUAAUAUAAAUUUAUUAUUCUUCUGCUCUUCUCAAUAACGUUUCAAAGUUGUAGACUUUUAAAAUUUAGAUUCCUAUCAUAUAUAGACACCACUUUGUAAAUCUUUUUUAGAUAGCGACAUAAUUGUGGCCUUGACGAUAAAGUGUUACGCCUUUUGAUAAAAACACACAAAGAGAUCUCGCGUAAGAGAGGUAGUAAUUGUUUAAUUGUUCUCACGCGCGACUCUAUCAUUUCGGAUUAUUAUAAAAAUUUGAAAAUUCUAUCGAUGUCUCGUCUCCCCCUUUUUUCUUAAGUAUUUAUUAUCACUUAUAUGAAAUGUAUAUGUAUGUCAGAGUAAUUAUAUAUAAAAUUAAGGGCUCAUACAACCAAAGAAGUAAAUGCACUUAUCAGCCAUUUUGUUUUGCGAUUGAGUGGUGGAAGAUCAAUAUGAUAGAAUUUAUUAUUAUUGUAAUUAAUCGAAUCUCUCUUUUGGGCGACAAUUAUUCUUACGCCCGCAAUUAAUACGAUAUUUCUAUUGAUGUAUCAUGCAUAGCGAAAUUAUGAUAGAGAACGAAUCAGACAGAAGUUUUUUCUUCUUCACUCUUCCUGUCUUUUUUUUAUGUUUAUGAAAGUUACAUGUUUAAAAGAGUAACGUAUAUUUUUUUACUUGUAAAAUAGUGAGAGAUGGCAGAUGUUCGGCACGAUUAAUGAGAAAAAAAAUUAACUAGAUUGUAUUUUUAGAUCUCAGGAUUGACG